Lachnellula hyalina is the source of this 876-nucleotide messenger RNA. RefSeq names its product Translation initiation factor IF-3 (gene infC). Gene Ontology annotation, cellular component: mitochondrion. Bases 1 to 876 code for a protein of 291 amino acids. Gene Ontology annotation, molecular function: translation initiation factor activity; ribosome binding. Lineage: Eukaryota; Fungi; Ascomycota; Leotiomycetes; Helotiales; Lachnaceae. Gene Ontology annotation, biological process: mitochondrial translational initiation; ribosome disassembly. The transcript is spliced from 2 exons. The record is from RefSeq and is a predicted model, not a curated record.
AUGCUUGAGAAAUUGGGGGAGGGGCAUGGUUUGGUUUUGCUUGCGAGGGUUGAUAGAAUGAGGCCGAAACACUUCUCCAGUACGGCAACAGCUCUGCACCGCGUCUUCAUCGCGCCCAUUGAGCUGCAACCGCGUCUCUUCCGCCCCAUCCCCUUCCCCCCAACCCUCUCCCCCCAGAUCCAGCGCCGAACCUACGCAGCCCCAAAGCCCAAACCUGCGGUUGAGAAAUCCCGUCUACCCAUCAACGAAGAAAUCACCGCCAGGUUCAUCACGGUCGUUAGCCCGGAUGGCAAGCUCUCCGGGCCGCAAAAUACGCGUUCCGUGCUCGCCGGACUGGAUAAGAAGACCCACGUCCUGACCAUGGUCAACGAGGGCUCUGAGGGCGGGCCGCCCCUCUGCAAGAUCCUGAACCGCGCGGAGCUCUAUGCGGCGGAGAAGGAGAAGAAGAAGAAGAAGCGGGAUUCGGCCAAGGAGGGGAAGGUCAAGGAGCUCGAGAUGAAUUGGGAGAUUGAUAAGGGGGAUGAGCGCACGAAGAUGAAGAAGUUGGGGGAGUUUUUAGCGAAAGGCUGGAAGGUGGAGUAUACGAUUUCGAAGAAGAGGAGGGGGAGGCAGGCGGAGGAAGAUGAGUGCGAGGCGCUGGUGAAGCGGUUGAGGGAAACGCUGGCGGAGGGGGGUUGGAAGGAGUAUAAGCCUGCGGAGGGCAAGGUGGGUGGGGUAUUAGUGAUUUAUUGUGAGGGGAAGAAGAGUAAGAGUACGGUGGAGAAGGAGAAGGGAACACAGAUCCCAUUGGAUUCAGAGCCUCUUCAAGAUGAGGAGACGAUCCAGGACGAGGAUGAUACGGAAAAGUUGGCUGCGGUGGGCGGGACGGCGAAAUAG